Messenger RNA from Ordospora colligata OC4, 1503 nucleotides. RefSeq lists its product as uncharacterized. The record is from RefSeq and is a predicted model, not a curated record. Bases 1 to 1503 code for a protein of 500 amino acids. Gene Ontology annotation, molecular function: protein binding. Lineage: Eukaryota; Fungi; Microsporidia; Ordosporidae. The transcript has a single exon.
AUGAACAUACUGAAGGAAUUUAUUAUGUUGAAUUUACGUAGUACUGAUGUUUCUAAAUGCACAGAUGACGUGAAGAAAGGAAUAGCUGGCAUAGACCUUUUGGAAAAAGCAGAAAUGACUAAAAAUGUAGAACAGAGCUAUUUGAAUUAUGUGCGGAAUUUGUGUUCUAUUUGUCCAGAAAUGUUUGAAAUUCCACCUGAGUUGAAUGGAUUGGAGAAAGCAUGCAUGAUGAUGUCAUUUUAUGAUUAUUCUUUUGAUCUUUCUAUGUAUCCUUUGAGGCAUAAGAUUGUUGGAUGUGUGCCAACCAUGAGUAUGAUUGGCGAUUGUCCGGUUUUGAUUGUCAGAUGUCAAGGAUGCAAGGGAGAAAAGGAGCAUGUGUAUUGUGCGCGCGGGCAUUUCUUUGGCACUGAAAUGGUAGAGUCAUUGGAUCUUAACGAGCAGUGCAUUCUUCUUAUUGAGAUGGUAAGGAUUGCAAACAUGGAGAAAGACUACGAUCUUAGGAGAUUGAAAUUGCAGGCAUAUAUUGACAGAAUUAUGUUUCCGAUGAAUGAAGAAAGUGCUCUGGUCAAGAAAAUAGUUGAUUAUUACAGGAUUAAGGAGUUGAAUGAGUUUUUGGAACCUGAUUUUGCACUGGAUGAUUUUGAAGCACACUUUAUUAAUAUAUUUGAGUUUCCACAUGUUUUUCGAUGCGACCUUGAAAUCUAUUUGGCAGAGAUGUACUUCAACAAUCUUUCAUAUGAAAAGGCUAUUGUGUAUUUUGAAAAGUACGAUGUCAUUAUAAAGACGAUUAAAUGCAUGAAUGCCUUGAAUAGAAAUGAAGAAGCGGUUAGUAAAGCCAAAGCGGAGCUGGACAAUCUAAAGAAGAAUCCCGAGAAGAAUAAGAUUAGGAUAUGCCUAUUGUUGAUUGCUCUUGCAGAAAUAACAGGAAAUGUGCAUUACUUUGAUGAGGCAUUUGGCUUUUAUCGUUCAUAUGAGCCAUUGAAGGCCAAAGGGAAGUUUUUUCUCGAGAAUAAACUCUUUGUAAGUGCAAUAGGCGCAUUUGAACAAACACUUGAGCUGGUUCCGCACAAUACGGAUGUACUGUUUUUGUAUGCAUGCAGUUUGACAUCUGCUGAGAGAUAUAAAGAGGCAAAGGAUGUAUAUGAGAAACUAGUUGCUGAUGAUCAGAAGAAUGUAAGUUUUCUAAGAAACCUUGGGAUGUGCAGAAUAAAGCUUAAUGAAAUUAGCAAUGGGCUCAACACGCUAAAAACUGCAGCCAAGUAUGAUGCAAGGAUGAUGAGCUCAUAUCUAUUGAUGUGUAUCAAGUACAAGGUUCGAGAGGAGAUAAUGUAUUCGUUAGAGAGAGUAGGCUGGUUUUAUGAUCUGGAGGAUGGCUUGGAUUAUAUCUUAGAAGAGAAAAUAUUAAGUGUACAAGAGGUUGCAGUUGCGUUAAGCAAGAAUAUAAGUAUUAAAGAGGAUUCCAAGGAAUUGAUCGAUAAAUUUAAAUCGAUGAGUAUUAGCUAA